UGAGCGUGCUGAGGAUCUGUGCCAGACAUUGGACAUUUUUGAGGUGUUAAGAGGGAGUGGUAACAUCUGAACGUACCAAACCAAACAGGCAAACUCUUGCACCAUCGCUACCACGACAUUUUACCACAAAAGAAUGCCACUGCAUGUGGAUUCCAAGCAGGCUAAAAAGAAAAAGAACUGAUUAGACCUCAGACGACCCACUAAACGGGAUGACGGCCACAGCUGAGGUAGAGACACCAAAAAUGGAGAAGAGUGCCUCCAAGGAAGAGAAGCAGCAGCCUAAGCAGGACAGCACAGAGCAGGGCAAUGCUGAUUCUGAAGAGUGGAUGAGCUCUGAGAGUGACCCUGAACAGAUAAGCCUUAAGAGUAGUGACAACAGCAAGAGCUGCCAACCUAGGGAUGGUCAGUUGAAGAAAAAAGAGAUGCCCUCCAAGCCACACCGCCAGCUCUGUCGAUCUCCCUGCCUAGAUCGUCCAAGUUUCUCCCAGAGCAGCAUUUUACAGGAUGGUAAACUUGACUUGGAGAAGGAAUACCAAGCUAAGAUGGAGUUUGCGCUAAAGCUGGGCUAUGCAGAGGAACAGAUUCAAUCAGUGCUAAACAAGCUGGGCCCAGAAUCACUUAUUAAUGAUGUAUUAGCAGAGCUUGUCAGACUUGGGAACAAAGGUGAUUCAGAAGGGCAGAUCAACUUGAGCCUGUUAGUGCCUCGUGGGCCCAGCUCCAGAGAGAUUGCAAGCCCUGAAUUGUCUCUUGAAGAUGAAAUAGACAACAGUGACAAUUUGAGGCCAGUUGUCAUUGAUGGAAGUAAUGUAGCAAUGAGCCAUGGGAAUAAAGAAGAAUUCUCCUGCAGAGGAAUACAACUUGCGGUGGAUUGGUUUCUAGAUAAAGGCCAUAAAGAUAUUACUGUAUUUGUGCCUGCAUGGAGAAAGGAGCAAUCCCGCCCUGAUGCACCAAUUACAGAUCAAGAUAUUCUACGAAAACUGGAGAAGGAAAAGAUUCUCGUCUUCACACCAUCCCGAAGAGUCCAAGGCAGGAGGGUUGUCUGCUAUGAUGACCGGUUCAUAGUCAAACUGGCUUUUGAUUCUGAUGGCAUCAUUGUGUCCAAUGAUAACUACCGAGACCUUCAAGUUGAAAAGCCAGAAUGGAAGAAGUUUAUAGAGGAGCGGUUGCUGAUGUAUUCUUUUGUGAAUGACAAAUUUAUGCCUCCAGAUGAUCCAUUAGGACGCCAUGGCCCAAGCCUUGAAAAUUUCUUAAGAAAGAGACCCAUUGUUCCUGAGCAUAAGAAGCAACCAUGUCCUUACGGCAAAAAAUGCACCUACGGCCACAAGUGCAAAUACUACCAUCCGGAGCGGGCCAACCAACCCCAGCGUUCGGUGGCUGAUGAGCUCCGCAUCAGUGCCAAACUGUCCACAGUGAAAACUAUGAGUGAAGGCACCCUGGCCAAGUGUGGCACAGGGAUGUCUAGUGCCAAAGGUGAGAUAACCUCAGAGGUCAAACGUGUGGCCCCCAAGCGCCAAUCAGAUCCCAGCAUCCGGUCUGUGGCUGUGGAGCCUGAGGAAUGGCUGUCCAUUGCCCGUAAGCCUGAGGCUAGUUCUGUCCCCUCGCUUGUGACUGCCCUAAGUGUUCCCACAAUCCCACCCCCAAAAAGCCAUGCAGUGGGUGCACUCAACACCCGUUCGGCCAGCAGCCCAGUGCCAGGAUCCUCCCAUUUCCCCCACCAGAAGGCCUCUUUGGAGCAUAUGGCCAGCAUGCAGUAUCCUCCCAUCCUGGUUACCAACAGCCAUGGGACCCCUAUUAGCUAUGCUGAGCAAUACCCAAAGUUUGAAUCCAUGGGGGACCAUGGCUACUAUUCAAUGUUAGGUGACUUCUCCAAACUGAACAUCAACAGCAUGCAUAAUCGGGAGUAUUACAUGGCUGAAGUAGACCGGGGGCUGUAUGCCCGGAAUCCUAAUCUCUGUCCUGACAGCCGUGUGAGCCAUACCAGGAAUGACAACUAUUCCUCUUACAACAACGUGUAUUUGGCUGUAGCUGAUACCCAUCCUGAAGGCAAUUUGAAGCUGCACCGCUCAGCAUCCCAGAACCGACUUCAGCCUUUUCCUCAUGGUUACCAUGAAGCCUUAACACGAGUGCAGAGCUAUGGCCCAGAGGAUUCUAAGCAAGGCCCCCACAAACAGUCAGUCCCCCACUUAGCUCUGCAUGCCCAGCACUCAGCAACUGGAACACGUUCCAGCUGUCCUGCAGACUACCCCAUGCCUCCCAAUAUCCAUCCUGGGGCAACCCCCCAGCCAGGCCGUGCCCUGGUGAUGACUCGGAUGGAUAGCAUUUCUGACUCCCGCCUCUAUGAGAGCAACCCCGUGAGGCAAAGACGACCUCCCCUGUGCCGGGAACAGCAUGCCAGCUGGGACCCGCUGCCCUGUGCAACUGACUCCUAUGGCUACCACUCCUAUCCCUUGAGUAACAGCCUCAUGCAACCAUGUUAUGAGCCAGUCAUGGUACGGAGCGUGCCUGAAAAGAUGGAGCAGCUUUGGAGGAAUCCUUGGGUUGGAAUGUGCAAUGAUUCCAGGGAGCAUAUGAUCCCAGAGCACCAGUAUCAGACCUACAAGAACCUCUGCAAUAUUUUCCCUUCUAACAUCGUCCUUGCAGUGAUGGAGAAGAAUCCCCACACAGCAGAUGCCCAGCAACUGGCAGCCUUGAUUGUUGCUAAGCUUAGGGCUGCACGUUGAUAUGACAUAGUACUUAUUUCUUUAUACAAAUAUGAAUAUUAAUACUAACAAUACACUAACACAAUAAUUAUAGUAACUAAUAAUUUGUAUUGCGCUUUACAAGUUACAGAGUGUUUAUAUCAUUUAAGCGCAUAACAACCCUGUGAGGUACGUCUUACUAACAUCCUCUUUUAUAGAGAAGGAAGGUGAAGCUCAGUGAAAUUAAGUGGCUAGCCAGGGUCACACUGCUAGGAAAUGACUAAGACAAGACACACACCCAAGUCCUCUAAAUCCAAGUCCUAUGCCCCUUUGCACUGCACCAUGCAGGUAAUGGAGGACAAAACCCAGGGGGAGAGGUCUAGACGUAAGAAACCCCAGAGGAUUCCAUUACCAGAGUUUUCCUUUCUCUCGUUUUUUUUUUUUUUUUUUUUUGAGACAGAGUCUUACUCUGUUAUACAGGCUGGAGUGGCACUCUCUGCUCACUGCAACCUCCGCCUCCAGGGUUCAAGCGAUUCUAUGACCUCAGCCUCCCAGGUAGCUGGGAUUACAAGUGUGUACCACCAUGCCCGGCUAAUUUUUGUAUUUUUAGUAGAGACGGGGUUUCACCAUGUCGGCCAGGCUGGUCUCAAACUCCUGGCCUCAAGUGAUCCACCCGCCUCGGCCUCCUAAAGUGCUGGGAUUACAGGUGUGAGCCACCGCACCCAGCCUACCAGAGUUUUCAUAGUCACAUAUUCUAUAUUACAAAGUAUGGAUGAUAUAUCCAAUUUAGAGAGCAAAAGCAUCAGGAUCAGAUCAUAUGUUGAAUUAACCUUUUAGGCUUUUUCUAAUAGAAAUAUUUAAAACUAUUUAAAAGUAAAUGCAUACUUUAUUGCAUGGAUAUCCGAUCAUUCAAUCUUUAUUAACGAAGCUAUAGGGUCACAUUGAAGCUUCUAGAACUAUAUUUUAAAUCUAUUAUUAGCAAUUAUAUUGCAUGUAUGAAUAUAUAUAUUUGGUUUGAGAUGUGUGUGUAUCUCUGUAUAACCUUUUAUAUAGUGAUAAUGAGAGGGUAGGCUCUACACAGUCCUUCGUCUAUAGCUGUAUAGGUCACUAAUCUGACUUGAUGAUUUUAAGUCACAUUUCAUAGUUUCAAAAAGUUAUGAGAGUGAAAUUAUAUGGCAAUAUUUGAACAUUGCUUUCUUAGGCACCAGAGCAAAGCAGCUCUGUUUCCUUUGCACAUUUUACCUGCCAACAUUUAUUAACAGUUCUUAGCUUCCAAGUCUCUUCACCUUAGCAAAUCAGGGAUCAGGUUGCAGUCUUCUGCAGAGGAACUGAUGGUUAAGCUCAAGUUCCAAGCAUAGUAUGUGUGUGCUACACAAGCUCAGAAGAGUGACAAGGACCAGGGGACUUACUACCACAAUCCACUUCCCUUAUCCCAGGAGAGAUGGCCAAACACAUGUGGCAUUAAAUGGUGAAUAAAAAAAGCUCCACUCAAGGAGGGAUUAUUGGAUGCUCUUUGGACUUCCAACCUAUGCAGUAUUCAACAUCACUGGAUGAAAUGUAAUGGAGGACAGUGCACAGCCAUGUAUCCACUUUCUCUUCCUGCCCACCCUUUGGGUAAUAAGGUCAAUCAUUGGUGGAACAGAAUUUCUCUAGGAAACAAAACCAGGGGAUUUUCUAUGUGGAAAAAGGAAGUUUCCAAAAGGGGAUACUGCAUCUUUACUAAUAGCUGGCUCAGUUAUGCACUUUAAAUCCACGCAAAGAGAGUGCACUUGCUGUUAAAUAAUUGUUAGAUGAGUUAUUAGAAGGCAGGACUUUCAGUUUGGGUGACACCAUUUGCGCAACUUGUAUCUUGCUCAGGGUGGAAAACUUCAUAGCUAAAUGCCUCUAGAAGAGGUGUUUAUUGUUUUUUUUUUAAGCUGCACUAAAUGAAUUCCCUUUUUGAAUCCGCUGUAUAUUUCAAUAUUUCGAACCAUGACCAGCUCACUAUUUCCUGAGCUGGAACUUGCUAACUUCUAUGAUCGUUUUUUCAUGAAAGUUGAGAAGGCCGGGCCUUGGCCUUUUGUUUCUUCAUGAGAAGGUGUGACACUGCCUAUAAAUGUUUCUUACUGUGAAACACUCUGAAUGUGAGGCUGUAGUCAGGGUUGUUUCUGGUGGUUUGAUAAUGGCUUGCAUGCUGCUUUCUGGCUUUCUGUCUCUGUCCAAGUUGAUCAAUACUGCAUCUUAACCAAUGUUUCACUUCAGUUAACCACAGCUUUACAUUCUAUCUCCUAUCCUCUGAUCUUCGUAUACCCCAGCAUAUUGAAAAAGAGUAAAAGUAUUUUCUAUCAGGUAAGUCCACAGAGUGACAGUUGCCAUUGCAGUGCUUGCUAUUUCACACAAACACCAUUUCAUACCUUCAACUUCUUGGACUUUCUAAAUUGGACCCAUGUCUAAAUCAGGGUAUUUGACAAUCUCAGAUGAUGCUACUGCCUAUGUGCCAGUUAGUUCAUCUUCCUACCAAAAUCAUCAAUGGCACCACAGUAUCCACUAGCUGUACAAUUUACAGGGAAGCACAAGAUUAAUCUUGUCACCUAUAAUUCAUCUUGAACAUGUUCAUAUUUGGUACUCAGAAAACGUGUAAGCUCCUCCCAAUACAGAAAAUUCUUUUAAGGCAGCAUAUGUAUUUCUGAUUUACUAAAAAUGAUUGUCAUCCUCCUCUCAUUCUUCUUUUUGGUAUGAACCAAAAGCGGCUAGGAGCAAUGCCUCAAAUAACCAGAAAUGACCUUUUGUUGAUACAAAUUGUAUCUCUUUUUUUCCUGAUUGUAUAGAAACAAAUGUACAAAACUCAUCUUAAGCUAGGUUUGGCACUGAAUUUUCACCAGGAGGUUUGUGGCACUGUGUGUCACAGGGAAGUAGCUCAGGGGUUGUGAGGGAGCUUUUAUUUCUAAAGGGCAGUAGUAAUUUAUAGACAAAAACAAUUUUUCAAGGCCUCUUUAUUACCAGUGCACAGCUAUCACGUGUACAAUUUCAAGCAUUAUAUUGCAUAAGUUCUCUUUAGCCUAUUAAAUUUAAUAUGUCCUUGAAAAAGGGAUUUUGUGUAAAAAGUGUCAGUGUUAGUGACUCAUCUGCAAGAAUCUAUAAAUGGAGCUAUACAAAUAUGAAUACAUAAAUACAGCAUGGUUCUUAGUUAUUAGAGAAACAUUUUCUUUAUAUUGAGGUCUAGGCACUUCUUGACUUUCCAUUUUGUCUGUAAUUAUAAAACAGCAAGUAACAAAGAAGCAUUGGGACCCCCUCGGCUGCCUUGAUAAUAAAAUCAAGCUUCCUUCAUGGGGCUAAGCAUAUGUCCCUCAGGAUACUUACCUCUAAGCACUCAGCAGGGGUUACUACAAAGCGUUUUGUGUGGUUUUCAAGAAACAGUGUGUUUUGCAAGAGGUGCUUUGUAAUCUUAAUUAUUUCACUGAUUUUUCUGACCUCAUAGCAAGUCUGUGCCUAUUGAGGUCUUCAAUUUUGCAGCUUUUCUGAUUUUUUUUCUUCUUUUUGUGAUUUUGUUGUUUUCAUUUUGAUCUAAAGGAGAAGUGUGACCCCGGAGUGGCAUGGUCAAUCCAGGGCACCCUUUCUGUAAGACAACUCAAAGGAAAAGAAGCCUUUUCAAAGGUAAUAUCGAGCCAUUGCACUCUCUCUUAAGGUGCCAGGUAUGGAAGGGAGAAUGACAGAUGCCUUAUGGAAAUGGUCUACAAAACUUUUCUUCUUCUAAGUAAUAAAACACAUAGCAUGAUUCUCUCUCCCUCUCUCUCUCUCUCUCUGCCCAGCCUCUGCUAGUUUCCAGGAUAAUACUUCUCUAAAAUUCAUUUUUUCUAUUUUGGAAUAAAUUAUCUUUAUACAGUAAUUCAAACACUGAUUUCCAUUAACCUUUGGCCCUGAGUUUUCUUCUAACAUAGAAGAGUUCAUUUUGAGAGGCACUCAGUUACCAUUCUAUCUGUGCUGUAAGUAUGGAACUUUAUACAAAUGCCCUUUUUGAGGGCCAAAAAUUUCAAUACACUUUGUUCUACUUUGUGAACCAGGUCUGGAUCUGCACAGAGAAAGUAAUGCUGAGCUGUCCAAAGAGUCCGCUCAGGUCUCCCUCCUAACCCUCCUCUGCCUUCCCCUAGUUUGUUUAUCCUCAGGUCUGACACUGAGGAGUGCAUAGUCUUCAACUGAAAUGGCACUAUAGUUAGUUCUCAUUGGAAACAAACAAGUGUAUUUCUGGAACCUGCUUGUCUAAAAUAGUCAAUGCCUUUGUAAAGACUCAGCAUAUUCAAUAUCUAUUGUAUGGUAGCUAGCUAUAUACAUAGAUUGACUAUUUUUAGUCCUGGUUUGUGUAUUGUUGAGCUAUAGUAGUUUGCUUUAUCCAUUUGUGGGAUUAAACAAUACUGUUUAAUGGUUGUAAACUUUUAUAAAAUCUCUUUGGGUUUUUUGUUUGACCCAAAUAUAAUGUAAGUCUCAAUGACAAAAUACACAAAGUUAACCAGAGGUGAGUGAAAAUAUAGCCCUUCCCCAGUUUUGUCUGCCCCUAUAACGCACGUGCAUUGCUUUGUAAUAUGCUCUCACUAGCAUGAAUGUGCUAUGACUACUUCACGAGGUUUUAAUUUGUUUCACCUAUAAUUGUGAUGGAAAAUGCCGUAUCGCUGACAACAAUGAACUGUAACCAGUUAUUUACUGCAUAAACUAUUUGUCUACUGACCA
This is a messenger RNA of Rhinopithecus roxellana (golden snub-nosed monkey), 7379 nucleotides long. RefSeq names its product zinc finger CCCH-type containing 12B (gene ZC3H12B). The transcript has 6 exons. The record is from RefSeq and is a predicted model, not a curated record. Bases 210 to 2720 code for a protein of 836 amino acids. Gene Ontology annotation, molecular function: metal ion binding; RNA endonuclease activity; mRNA binding. Gene Ontology annotation, cellular component: nucleus; cytoplasmic ribonucleoprotein granule. Lineage: Eukaryota; Metazoa; Chordata; Mammalia; Primates; Cercopithecidae.